CCUACUUUGCUGAUCUCUGAUCCCUCAUCUCAUCUCUUCUUCUUCUACUCUCUAGUCUUCUACUUUUCCUUUAUUACAAACAAUUAUAAAAACCCAUCUCUCUCUUCCCUUCUCUUCUCUCUCUCUCUCUCUCUCUUUCUCUCUGUUUUGGGGCUGUGGAUCCAACAUAUCCAAGCUCUAGAUCUUCUGUGCAGCCCCAUUGGGUCUCUCAAUACUCAUACACCUACAAUUCUUAACAUGGCUCCACUCUUCAACUUGAGUUUCAAGAAGGUGCUUCUGCUUUAUCUUGUUCUUAUUCUUUUUACUUCUCUUCUUCUUUGUGCCUCCUCAGAUCCUUCUCAGCUUGAAAGCAAAAAGUUUCUUGCUAGAAGAAGAAUGUUAGAUGUGGAAAAAGAUCAAGAUCAGCUGCCCAAGAAAAAAAGCACCAUUUCUUCCACCAAGAACCAAACCAAGCUAAUCAAACCCAAACUCUCUUCUUCCAAAAACCAAACCAAGCUCUUUAACACUAGCUCAUCUACCAAGAACCAAACCAAAAUUGCAAAAUCUGCAAAUUCAACAAAAGCUGCUUCUUAUACUUUAUCCAAAGCUGAGCUUAAGAAGCUCAAUUCCACAUCAAAAGCUCACAAUUCUACCAAAAACACUUCUGGGUUCACCACAAAAACCUCAAAUCUACUCAAAUUAAGCUCACCCAAGAACAAAACAUCCAAACCCAUUUCAAAAAAAGAAUCUCAAGCCCUUGUGAGUGAUUCUGAAUCCCAACAACAAACCAAGAAACCAUUAAAAACCUCAGAGAAAAAACCCAAUAACGAGAAGAAGACCACCAACCAGCAGGCAAAAAAACAACCCAGUUGGAUUGAUCAAGGAUUGGAGGAUGAUUUGGUCACUGAGUUCAGAGAUCUACCAUCAAAAUUUCAACAAUCUCUCUUGCCAGACAUUGAGAAGAUCUCAAUAACUUCCAAAAAAUACCUCACAAAAGCCAAUAAAGAAAUGGCGAAAGGGUUCAAGCCCAUUGUUGGAAACAGAUACGCUUCCAUCACUGCCUCCGCAGUCUCUUUUGCUUUCAUUCUAAUCCCUCUGCUUCUAGUUUCUCUAAUCUUCAACCGCAUCAAAGCUUAUUUCUCUAUCCAAAAGAUCGUCAUCUUCAUUCAAGUUUAUCUCUCGAUUUACUUCUCUAUUCUGUGUCUCUCUUCUAUAGUCACUGGGCUGGAGCCCUUGAGGUUUUUCUACGCUACUUCGCAGUCCACGUACGUCUGCUUAAUGUUCCUGCAAACGCUCGGCUACAUAUUGUAUCUCUUGUUGCUGUUGAUGUACUUGAUUCUGGUGUUUUCUACUGAAUCUGGGCUGGGCUCUAAGUUUUUGGGCCUGGGCCAGACCUUCGUCGGCUUUGCUAUUGGGCUACAUUUCUACGUGGCGGUGUUCCAUAGGGUGGUCUCGCACCAGCCACCUAAGACUACUUGGAAGGUUCAUGGGAUUUAUGCCACGUGUUUUCUUGUUAUUUGUCUGUUGGUUAAAUUUGACAGGAGAAAGAAGGCUUACUUGGAAGAUGGCGGUGAGGAAGGCAAGAUGAAUUAAUUGUUUUUGUUUUAUAUAAGGAAAUGCAAUUAAUACCCUUUUUAUUUAAUUUUUAAUAUUUGGGGUAGUUAUUAUAGUGCUAUUGGCCAAGGAAAAAUUGUGAUAUUCUCGAGUAAAAAAUUUUUCAAGUGUAUUAAACUUUAUAUUAUCUUUAUUUAU
Messenger RNA from Manihot esculenta (cassava), 1731 nucleotides. RefSeq lists its product as uncharacterized. The record is from RefSeq and is a predicted model, not a curated record. The transcript has a single exon. NCBI's taxonomy places the organism in Eukaryota, Viridiplantae, Streptophyta, Magnoliopsida, Malpighiales, Euphorbiaceae. Bases 238 to 1572 code for a protein of 444 amino acids.